Messenger RNA from Anoplopoma fimbria (sablefish), 2171 nucleotides. RefSeq names its product guanine nucleotide binding protein-like 3 (nucleolar) (gene gnl3). Lineage: Eukaryota; Metazoa; Chordata; Actinopteri; Perciformes; Anoplopomatidae. The transcript has 15 exons. The record is from RefSeq and is a predicted model, not a curated record. The coding region runs from base 65 to 1720 and encodes 551 amino acids. Gene Ontology annotation, molecular function: GTP binding. Gene Ontology annotation, cellular component: nucleolus.
CAAACUUGCUCCCUUCUCCACGUGUGAACGCAGUGCAGCACAUUGGCAGGUCGGCAGCUCCACGAUGAAGCGACCGAAGUUAAAGAGAGCAAGUAAGCGGGUAUCAUGUUCCAAACGCUAUAAAAUACAGAAGAAGGUCCGGGAUCACAACAGAAAGUUAAAAAAAGAGGCAAAGAAGAAAGGAGUUAGCAAGCGAGUGAAGAAGGAUCCCGGCGUGCCCAGCAGCGCUCCCUUCAAAGAGGAGGUCCUCCGAGAGGCCGAGCAGAGGAGGCUCCAGAUUGAAGAGGUGAAAGAGAAAAAGAAACAAGCUAAGAAAGAGGAGCGAGCCCAGAAGAGGAAAAAGGAGAAGGACACUGCAAGUAAAGAAACAGAACCCAAGGCCAAGAAGGCUCGACAGGAGGUGGUUGUAAAGCAGUCAGAGACACCAUCUGCCCCAGACAAAAACGCAAGACCAUACCUUUGCUCUGAAUUAAAUAAGGUAAUUGACGCAUCCGAUGUAGUAAUAGAAGUCCUUGAUGCCCGUGACCCACUGGGGUACAGGUGUCCACAGCUGGAGGAGGCGGUGCUGCAGAGGGAAGGCAAUAAAAAACUGCUUUUGGUUUUAAGCAAAAUAGAUCUGGUACCACAGGAAAAUGUGGAAAGAUGGAUACAGUGCUUACAACAGGAGUUUCCAGUGGUGGCGUUCAAAGCAUCAACACAGAUCAAGGACAAAACAGUGCAAGCCAGGAAGAGCAGGUUCGUGGCCUCCAAUGAAGUCCUGGACAGAUCCAGAGCAGCUGCCUGUUUUGGAAACAGUUGUCUCACGGAGCUCCUUUCACGUUUUGCUGUUAACAAACAGAAUGAAGCUUCACUCAAAGUGGGGGUAGUUGGUUUUCCAAAUGUGGGGAAAAGCAGUCUUAUCAACAGUCUGAAGGGGAUCCUUGCAUGCAAUGCUGGCGUAAAGAGAGGCAUUACAAAAUCCAUGCAGGAGGUGCACAUCUUAAAGAAUGUGAAGCUGAUAGACAGCCCGGGAGUCCUGGCAUCACCAGUCAACCCACCAGCCUCCAUGGCUCUGAGGAGCCUGCAGGUGGAGGAGGGCCAGGAGAGUAAGCUGGAGGCCGUCAGGACUCUGCUCAAACAGUGUGACCACAGCCAGAUCAUGCUUCAAUAUAAUGUCCCAGACUUCAGAAACUCUCUGGAGUUUUUAACUCUUUUCGCCAAAAAGCGUGGAUAUCUGCAGAAGGGUGGAGUCCCUAACACAGAGCAGGCAGCCACAGCAUUCCUUGCUGACUGGACAGGAGCCAAGGUGAGCUACCACUGUAAGGCGCCGGAGAACCCCAGCCUCCCUGCCUACAUGUCCGAUGCUGUUGUUGCAGAAAUGCAGAACGGCUGGGAUCUUAACAAUUUGAAAACGGCCAACGAGGAAACUCUAAAAGGUGUUAAAUUCCCGAGCCAGGCCAGCAGUAUAGGCUUCCUCUCUAAAGGCCCAACAGCAGGCCUCCUGAGUGUCGUUGAUUCCUCUGAAGAAAAACCUGCUGCUGCAGAGAUGGAGGCAGAGCAGAGUAAUGAGGCUGUACCAGGUGCUGAGGAGGCAAAUAAAUCAGAAGCACCAGAUAAACCACAGAAGGCGCCACUCAAAAAACAACCAGGCCAUGUGCAGUUCCAGUCUGUCCCCAUUGACAUCAGCCUUUCUACAGCAACAACGGAUGACGCCUAUGACUUCAACACACAUUUUAAAUGAACUUUGUAUCUCUUUUGUCUGGGGGACAUGCAGACAAACACGAACAUGCUGAUAUAAAGAAUCACUUUCAGGGUGCCUUUGACCACCUCAUGACAGGCAAAGUUGAUUCAGAAUCAGUUUGAAAGGCUUCAGGGCAGUCGUUGUUCUUGCCCUGCCUUUAAACGUUGAAUCUGGAAGACGGUGGGACAGUUUACAGACAAGGACUGUCCGUUUAUCCUAGACAACAUUUUUCAGUUAACUUAAUUGAAUAAUUUGUCUAGGAUUUGACUAGCAAAACAAUGAACUUCAUCUAUUAUGUGGUCAUGUAUAUAUCCACUUACUACUUCUUCCAGUUGUCGGUGAAUAAUCGCCUGCUUUAAAUGUCCAGAGGUCAUUUGUAAUUUUGGUUUUCAUGCAAAAUACUGUAUAUAGACGAUGUACUAUAAAUGUAAUAAACCCUCUACAAAGCUUA